AUGUCCGCAGCUAUUGCCACCAUUGCGACAGUUUUCAUAUCCUUCGUCAGUCUAAGCAUCUGGAAGGUUUACCUGAAGCCGUUCUUCUUCAGCGCACUACGAAGUUUGCCUGAGCCGGAGGGGGGUAAACUCUUUAGCGGCCAUGCCAAGCUUCUUCCCAAUGAGCGUUCUGGGAUGCCUCUCCAGGAGUGGAUCAAUGAGGUACCCAACAAUGGUCUCAUUCGGUAUCGAAUGUGGUUCAACAAAGAGGUUGUAUUUGUGACGAGCCCAAAGGCACUUUCAGAAGUGCUGGUACUAAAGAACUACGAUUUCUCGAAGCCGUACAAACUAAGACAGGGGCUGGGAAGAAUACUUGGGGUAGGGUUGAUUAUCGCAGAGGGCGAAGAACAUAAAAAACAACGCAAAAUGUUGAUGCCAGCUUUUUCGCACCGACACGUCAAGGAUUUAUACCCGAUAUUCUGGGAGAAGGCCGCCCUCUUAGCUAAGGAGCUCGAACGCGAGAUUAAGCGCGAUCCUGAAGAAUCAAGCAAAGUGUUUGAUGUUGCUGAUUGGCUUGCUCGUACAACACUGGACAUCUUGGGAGCAGCAGGAUUUGGGAGGGAAUUCGACACGUUACAUCAUCCAGAUAAUGAAAUAGUCACCGCCUAUCAAAAUGUAUUCGAGCUAAAGCCACCAAAGGGGAUAUUUGGGAUCCUCAUUUUCAUUGCUCGCCAACAGAUCAUGAAUCUUCUGAAUAUAAAGCGCAAUGAUAGCAUCGCUGCUGCUACAGAAGUUCUGACUGGCGUUGCUCGCAGAUUGAUUGAAGAUAAAAAAUCUGAGAAGGAGCACCAUCAUAGUGAAGACGCCUCAAAUGGUGAAUCAGACAGGGACAUUAUAUCCGUCGCUCUUGACUCUGGCAGUUUCACUGAUACAAUGCUCGAAAACCAUCUUCUGACAUUCCUUGCCGCUGGGCACGAGACCACCGCGACAUCAAUGACAUGGGCGAUGUAUGCUUUAUGUCUGUAUCCAACUGUGCAAAAAAGGCUCCGAGAGGAAGUACGAGCCAGACUGCCCUUUGGAGCAAAUGCUAGUGCAGAAAUGCUAUUAGUCACGGCAGAGUUGGUAGAUAGUCUACCAUAUCUACAUGCUGUUUGUAACGAGGUCUUCCGCAUUUACCCACCAGCUGGGCUGACAAGAAGGGUAUCUGUAAAGGAUACAACUAUUGCAGAGCAGCACAUUCCAAAGGGGACAGUGGUUGUGAUCUCACCGCGUGCAAUUAACGUUUCGAAACAACUCUGGGGAGAUGAUGCAACGGUGUUCAAUCCUGAUCGAUGGAUGGGAUCCCUCCAAGCUAAUAGCGGCGGUGGUUUGACAAACUUCUCGUUCAUGACUUUUUUGCAUGGACCUCGUUCGUGCAUCGGUCAAGGCUUUGCCCGUGGAGAGUUUGCGUGUUUACUGGCUGCUUUGGUGGGAACAUUUGAAAUGGAGUUGGAGGACAAGGAUUCUGAUAUUGUCAUUGAGACAGGGCUCACUUCCAGGCCUCAGGGAGGAUUAAGACUACGGCUACGACCGGUUUAA
Messenger RNA from Talaromyces atroroseus, 1557 nucleotides. RefSeq lists its product as hypothetical. Bases 1 to 1557 code for a protein of 518 amino acids. The transcript is spliced from 4 exons. Lineage: Eukaryota; Fungi; Ascomycota; Eurotiomycetes; Eurotiales; Trichocomaceae. The record is from RefSeq and is a predicted model, not a curated record. Gene Ontology annotation, molecular function: heme binding; monooxygenase activity; iron ion binding.